CGUAUUCAUAUGACGAAGAAUAUUUGGAGAACAACCGGAGGAUUGGUGUAGUUUUGUCUCUAAAUUGAGCCAGUUUGUCGUUUGGUUGAGUUUCCUGGUUAAAUUAACCGCUGAGGGCUGGAGGUGGAACAGCGACACCCCUUUAGUCGAUGCCUGCAUCCAUCCCCAUGAUGCCUCCGCCUCGUCUUUGAGCGCUGCGCUCCUCCACUGAAGCAGCAGCAUCCACAAACCCUUUUUUCCCCCUUAUAGCUGUAAUUAAAAGGAUUGGACAAACAUUCUGCCUUUUUUCGCCAAUAAAGUGUGCAUUUCCUGUUGGAUCUGUGGAUUCGAGCUUCAGUUCUCCUAAUGGAGAACUCUCAGGUCCAUGUGAACCAGUCACGUGCCACCGGUCAGAUCCUGAUUGCAGAGAAGAGAUCAAUGUGACUCCUGGAUAUUCCCGUUGACCACCAUGGGAUGUGGUACAUCUGUUGCCACGGAAACGCAUGUUAAAAGCCUCCAAACAGAUGAAGCAGUUAAGGCGCCGAGCCCGGCUCUGACCAUGAAGGCGGCCGUUUUGAUCCAGCGCUGGUUCCGGCGCUACAUGGCCCGCCUUGAGAUGAGACGCAGGUACACCUGGAACAUUUUCCAGUCCAUCGAAUACGCCGGCGAACAGGACCAGCUACAGCUCUCCAGUUUCUUCAGCUUCAUGCUGGACAACCUGACUCAGCUCAGUGGAAACGGGCCAGACCUGAUCUCCCAGCUUCUGGACCCAGUGGUGGACCCCUGGUUAGACAAGGACACCUGCUACAACCUGAUCCCCAUCCCAGAGUCUUACACUGGACCCCGGAUAUCGUUUCCUCUCUCUGUCUCCGACACCAACUCUCUCCUCAGUGCAUUUAAGGAGCAGCAGACUCUACAUGCCAGAUAUGUUCUCCAGCUGCUGUAUGAGACCAAAAAGCUCCUCAAACAGAUGCCAAACAUCAUCAAUUUUUCGACAUCCUACACCAAGGAGAUCACUAUAUGUGGCGAUCUGCACGGCCGACUUGAUGACUUACUACUUAUAUUUUACAAGAAUGGACUUCCUUCUGGUGAGACGCCAUACGUGUUUAAUGGAGACUUUGUUGACCGUGGUAAAAAGUCAGUCGAAGUGGUCAUCCUCCUGUUCGCGUACCUUCUGCUUUAUCCCGACAACAUGCACCUGAACCGUGGAAACCAUGAGGACCACAUCAUGAACCUCAGAUAUGGCUUCACAAAAGAAGUCAUGCAGAAGUAUAAGACUCACGGGCGUGAGAUCCUCCAGCUGUUUCAGGACGUUUUCAGCCUCCUGCCCAUUGCGACGGUCAUAGAUGGAAAAAUCCUGAUUGUGCAUGGGGGGAUUUCCGACCAGACCGACCUGGACUUCCUCAGCACCAUAGAGAGGCACAAGGUGAAAUCGGCCCUGAGGUUUCCCCGACGCAGUCUGGACCAGCUGGACAUCGGCCACUCCGGCAAACAGGCCAAAAGAAUGAGAUCCACGGACAGCUCUCGUCCGGGCAGCUGCCGCAGACACAAGAGUCAACUGACCCCCAACCAGAGAAAAAGAGGAUGCAAGCUCAGCCGACAAGACAGCGCCGCUUCCGUUUCUUCUUCAUCCUCUUCCUCCUCAUCCUCCUCUUCGCUCUGCUCUCCUCGGACUCCGUCCAGCCUCUCUCCCCGCCCGUGCCCGUCGUCUCCCUGCACGCCUUACAAUGUCCUCCGGGUGCCGUUCCUGGACUCUCUGUCGUCCGUCCCCCCGCCUGCCCCCCCGCAGCACGAGCAGGAGUGGAAACAGAUCGUAGACAUCUUGUGGAGUGACCCGAAGACCCCAGACGGCUGCAGCCCCAACACCUUCAGAGGGGGGGGCUGCUACUUCGGGCCGGACGUCACCCGCAGGCUGCUGCUCCGCCACGGGCUGCAGCUGCUCAUCCGCUCCCACGAGUGCAAGCAGGAGGGCUACGAGCUGUGUCACGGCGGACAGGUGAUCACCAUCUUUUCGGCGUCGAACUAUUACGAGGAGGGGAGCAAUCGCGGCGCCUACAUCAAACUCGGCAGAGAGCUGGUGCCGCGCUUCUACCAGUAUCAAGUCAGCCGCACCACCCGGAAACUCACCCUCACACAGAGGGUACGGGCGGCUGAAGGCUCUGCUCUCAGGGCCCUAAAGGAGAAGCUCUUUGCCCAUCGCUCUGAGCUGAUGGCGGGCUUCCAGCAGUUCGACCAGAACCACACCGGUCACGUGUCCGUAAGCGAGUGGACUCAGGUUUUGGAGUCUGUGCUCAGACUGGACCUGCCCUGGAGGACUCUCCGACCACACUUAGCCAGUCUUUCACCAGAUGGCAGUGUUGAGUAUCAGUCCUGCUUCCAGGAUAUGGGACCAGGAGCUCCUCUGCCUCAGGUCACUCCAAACUUGGCUGAAACACUGUUCAGAUAUAGGACAGACAUAGAGAUCAUUUUCAACAUUAUUGACAAAGAUCAUUCAGGCCUGAUCUCCAUCGAGGAGUUCCGUCACACCUGGCGCCUGUUCAGCGCUCACCUGGGGGUCACCAUUGAUGACAGAGCUAUCGAUGACCUGGCCCGCAGUAUUGACUUCAACAAGGACGGCAGUAUAGACUUCACAGAGUUCCUGGAGGCUUUUAGAGUGGUGCACAAACUGGACAUCAAGGAUCAGCAACUCGGUGAAAAGACGUAUAGUGAAAAGUAUUCAUGAGCCCAAAAGAAGCCCUGAAUUUUUAAAUGAAGAAUGGCAGCCAUGCUGGAAUAAGACGAGACGCUUCAAUGUUUCUGACAUGGAAAAAAAUCUAGGAUAAGUCCACUGUGAAACUACAAAAUGAGAAAUUGAUUUAAACUGUGUAUUUAAGAUAAUAUGUAGCUGGAUAACGGCAGUUGUUGGUGUUACCUGUCAGAUGAAUUUCUUAAGACAGUAAUGUACAUCUGGAUGGAUGUAGUUCACAAUAGGGCACACUUCUUUAUAAUAAAGAGUCAAAUAUUAAAGGUUUUCACUAGUAAAUGGAAAUUGUCAGCAACAAAAAAACAAAAUAUUUUCAUUUAAAAACCAAUUAUGGCUACAACAAAAAGUAUGAAAUGAAAAGAAUAGCAUGAAUACUUGAUAUCUCCAUAAAAGCAGGGUUAUGAUAAGCUGAAGCAAGUCUUAAUAGUUCAAAUGCUUCGGAUUAAAAGUAUUCACUCUGGUUCAUUUGUAAGCCUUGUCAAGUUUUUCUGACUUUCAGCCUAUUUUCUUUUGUUUUGUUUUUAUUGUUGGAAGGUUAAUUGAUUUAUGCUUUAGCAUUAAUGAUCCUGUGUGCUACAUUAUACCCUAAAAUAUUCUGCAACCCUUCAAUAUGUCAAUGAAAAGGUAAAAUUACAGUUUUGCUGACAAAAUGUACUGGAUCUGUCAUGCUCAAAUGUAUCAUUUUUUUUACAAUAGUUGCUCCAAUGUAUUUAAAAAGGACAAAAUGUGAA
Menidia menidia (Atlantic silverside) is the source of this 3453-nucleotide messenger RNA. Lineage: Eukaryota; Metazoa; Chordata; Actinopteri; Atheriniformes; Atherinopsidae. The record is from the annotation of a GenBank genome assembly.